This is a messenger RNA of Penicillium psychrosexuale, 1212 nucleotides long. Its product is annotated as glycoside hydrolase family 16 protein. Gene Ontology annotation, cellular component: fungal-type cell wall. The record is from RefSeq and is a predicted model, not a curated record. Gene Ontology annotation, biological process: fungal-type cell wall organization; carbohydrate metabolic process. Gene Ontology annotation, molecular function: glycosyltransferase activity; hydrolase activity, hydrolyzing O-glycosyl compounds. Lineage: Eukaryota; Fungi; Ascomycota; Eurotiomycetes; Eurotiales; Aspergillaceae. Bases 1 to 1212 code for a protein of 403 amino acids. The transcript has 3 exons.
AUGCCGUCGUUCAUGAAGUUCGCGGCUGCGGCUUUCGCCGUGGCUACACCUUUCGUUUCUGCUCAGACUUACUCUGACUGCAAUCCGAUGGAGACAACAUGCCCUGCCAACAAGGGUUUGGCUUCGUCCAGCGCUCACUUCGACUUCACCCAGGCUAGCUCCCUUGACCAGUGGAAGAUCAGUGGCGGACAAGUUCCAACUACCGCCAACGGUGCCCAGUUCACUAUCAACAAGGAAGGAGAUGCUCCUACCAUCGUCAGCGAUUUCUACUUCUUCUACGGCGAAUUGUCCAUUGAGAUGAAGACUUCUCCUGGCCAAGGCAUUGUCAGCUCCGCGUUUUUGCAAUCCGAUGACAAGGAUGAGAUUGACUGGGAAGCAUUGGGCGGAAAGACUGACACCGUUGAGACCAACUACUUCGGCAAGGGAGACACCUCGACUUAUGAUCGUGAGACCUGGGUCCCCGUCAGCACUCCUCAGGACUCUUUCCACACCUACACCAUCCAAUGGUCCAAGGAGAGUAUCACCUGGUUGAUUGAUGGCGCCAGUCUCCGCACUGUCAACUACGCAGAUGCCCAGGGUGGUGCUCGCUUCCCUCAGACCCCUAUGAACAUUCACCUUGGUAUCUGGGCCGGUGGUGCUCCUACCAACGGACAGGGUACCAUUGACUGGGCUGGUGGUUUGACCGACUACUCCAAGGGCCCCUACACUAUGUACAUCAAGAGCAUCACUGUCAACAACGCCAACCCCGCCGAGUCCUACACUUGGUCCGACAAAUCUGGCUCCUCCGACAGCAUCAAGUUCACCGGGUCCAACGCCGUGAGCUCUCGCAGCCCUACUACUACUGAUGCUGCCACCGUCUCCUCUUCCGAGGCUGCUUCCACUACUGAGUCUCCUUCCACCUCCGAGACUCCUUCUACCACCGAGGCUCCUUCUACUACUACCGAGAGCACUUCCAGCGCUCCCACUACUCUGGCUACCAGGACCUCCAUCUCCUCUGCUGAGUCCACUGCGGCUUCUAGCUCUUCAUCUGCCGAGUCGACUGCUGAGUCGACUGCUGCUUCCAGCUCCGGUGCUGAGUCGACUGCUGCUUCCAGCUCCGGUGCUGAAUCCACUGCCGCUUCCAGCUCCGGUGCUGCCGCUGCCUCUGUCGCUGCUACCUACUUGGGACCCGUGUCCCUCCUGGGUCUGGUGACCGCCCUGCUCCAGCUGUAA